CGGAUCCGCUGUGCCACAGCGCGAGAUGGAGCAGCGCGAGCUCACGCACUCGUGAAUAAUCGAGAGAGAGCAAAGUCUGUUUUUAAUCGUCACUGUUUUAGACAGUACAUCUCAUGUUUACAGUAGCUCAGUGUAGGUUUGUAGGCGUCUCAGUGAGCGCUUUAUAUAGUGUGUCGUGUGAGGAAUUUUUGUUUGAUUUUCGCCAGCGUACUUACAGCGCGAGAAAGGCGGAGAAACGAUCGCGCUCAGUAGUGUGUGAGUGUGUGUGAGUGGGGUAAGGUAAGGUACGUGUGCGUUUGUGUAGGAUAGGGGCGGGAGGGAGCGUUUGGUUCUCGCAUUAUUCAUGAGCAGUGCGGAGGAUCCUCCCAGGGGGCGUGGCUAUUAACAUCAGCUGGGUUGUGAGUUGAGUGACAGAUGUAACACGUGGGUCACAAGCACAUUAAUGCACCCAAAACUACACUGACUGUAGUCAAUUGCGUUAUUGGAGGCCGAUGGAUGUGCUUCGUGAUGUCCGUUCAGAGUGAGCUUCCGGCCGGCGGCGGGGCGAGUUUGCAUGCCCAUCCUCCACCCGUCACUAUCCAGGAUGAGGUGAGCGCUAACAUGGUGCUGACCGAGCUCGCCGCCAAUCACGUGACCCCUCAGGAUGAGCUGGUCAAAAACGGCCUGCAGUCUCGAGUCGAGACGCAGAAACUGGGCAAGCGGCGCUACACCGUGAGCGUUGGCUUCAAACACCCGAGUCUCAGCAAACGCAGGCGCCGCGCCAACUCCGAAUGCGACCCGGUUCUGCCCUCCAACUUCCUGCUGGGCGGGAACAUCUUCGACCCGCUGAAUCUCAACAGCCUCCUGGACGAGGAGGUCAGUAAGGCGCUCAACGCCCAGACGCCCAAAUCCUCGCCGCUUCCCAGAAAGAGCAGAGACCCCGUGGAGAUCCUGAUUCCCAAAGACAUCACCGAUCCUCUGAAUCUGAGCGGACGGGGCGGGGACUCUGCCGAGGGUGUCUUAGUGUCACCCUUGAAGAACCGACGCCGACAUCGCAACCGGCACCAUCCGGGAGCAACCGCUGAGCCUUCGGAGGGCGAGAGGUCAAAGGUCAACGACGGUUCAGGCGUGUCUGUCAGUUCGGACAAGCCUGUUGAGGAGUCGCCGCGUUCUUACGAACUCAACACGUUAAUCAACUGCCGUGACGAAGUGGUGCCGCCCAUUCUCCCACGGCGACGGUCACGCCCCUCCUCGUUAAGCUCCGCCCCCCAGGCGCAGCCGUCCAAACACAAGAAGCGCAGACGGACCAACAGCCGCUCGGACCGCCUGUCGAUCACGCCGACUAAACGGACGGUCACGCACAGCCAGGCCUUCCACACUCCUGUAGUGGGUGGAGUCAGUGGAGCUCCGCCCCCAAGGGCUAUGAAACCCCCUCACAAGACGCCCCGCACGUUCCAGUACGGAAGCUACAGCCGUUACUAUGGUUACCGCACGCCGUCACCGAGCGCAGACCCGCGCCUGGCUGUGUUCAAACCCGAGUGGUUCCGUGGGAAGAAAGUCCUAGACGUGGGUUGCAGCACAGGUCACGUGACCCUCGCCGUCGCCGGGCACUGGAGCCCCGAGCGCGUGCUGGGCGUCGACAUCGACGGGGAGCUGGUGCGCAUCGCCCGCCAGAACCUGCGCUACUUCCUGUCUGAGUUGAGCGGGUUGAGCGGUGGGCCGCCGGGGGAAGGAUCAGAGGUCGGGGGUCAGACAGGGUUGGCGUCUCUGAUGGAGCAGGGUCAGGGGUUACGCAGGUUUCCUGUUUCCUUCACACGCUGCCGUGGACCCAUCGCUGCUCCUCCCAUAAUGCCUCACACCCCCGGCCUGUUCCCCGGCAACGUCUGCUUCCUGAAGGGCAACUAUGUGCCGGACAGUGAUGAGGCGGUGAUGUCCCAGAGUGCCGAGUAUGAUGUCAUUCUGUGUCUGAGUUUGACCAAGUGGGUUCAUCUGAACCACGGAGACGCUGGAAUCCAGAGACUGUUUCAGCGCAUCUACAGACACCUGUUACCUGGAGGAGUCCUGAUCCUCGAACCCCAGCCCUGGAGCUCCUACAGCCGCCGCAAGAGACUCACGGAGGUGAUGUACAGGAACUACAGGAGCAUCCGACUGAAGCCAGAUCAGUUCAGCUCUUUCCUGACAGCUGAGGUGGGCUUCAGCAGCUACGAGCUGAUCGGGACGCCUCACAGCGGCGCUAACGGACUCCAGAGGUCGAUUUACCUGUUUCACAAAGGCCCCGCCUCCAACAGGAAGUGAGUCUCAGGAAGCGGGUGUUGGACUCAUCAUGUGAUUUUUCUGAUUUAACACACACACGUGGUUUUGUAGCGUCGUGCUUCUAAGGUUUGUUUCUUCCUGUGCCCUGCGGACAGAGGGCUGGACUACUUCCUGUUUGCUCUGUUUUUAACCGUUCUGCCCGUCAGAGUUUGCUGCAGCAGAGACUGUUUGACCUCUGACCUCCCUCGGGCUGUGAUUGGUGGCCGGUCGGGUCACAUGGGUGUCGGUGUGUGUCCUGAGGUUCUGAACCGCCGUGUCAAUAAACCUGAUGUUUCUCAUCAAUGA
Puntigrus tetrazona (Sumatra barb) is the source of this 2577-nucleotide messenger RNA. It is a transcript of the gene mepceb, whose product is annotated as methylphosphate capping enzyme b. Gene Ontology annotation, molecular function: snRNA binding; O-methyltransferase activity; RNA methyltransferase activity. The transcript has 5 exons. Lineage: Eukaryota; Metazoa; Chordata; Actinopteri; Cypriniformes; Cyprinidae. Gene Ontology annotation, biological process: snRNA modification. The record is from RefSeq and is a predicted model, not a curated record. The coding region runs from base 496 to 2274 and encodes 592 amino acids.